This is a messenger RNA of Seminavis robusta, 480 nucleotides long. NCBI's taxonomy places the organism in Eukaryota, Bacillariophyta, Bacillariophyceae, Naviculales, Naviculaceae. The record is from the annotation of a GenBank genome assembly.
AUGCAUGCGGAUUCCAAGAACAGGGGUACUCGUGAUGAUGACUUGAACGUUUCCUUCGACGAAUAUGACAUGGUGGAUGCUCCCACUUCGGAAAGCAUUUCAUUUGAUGAUCCGGAGAUUUCGAAAUCAGAGGGAAAAGAGUUCAGCAUGUCGACUGAGCAGUUCGUCAAGGUCUUCAUCAUGGCCCAUUCGUUGAAAACAGCCGUUCGCACCAUUGGAGUUGCAGGAGGGGUUGCGGCAGCAGGAGCAGGUAUGUUAUCCUUGGCGGGCUUUGGUAUGGCAGGAAUUGCAGCCAGUUCCAUGGCAGCUGCUUGGCAAUCAUCCAUUGGCAAUGUUGCCGCGGGAUCAAUCUUUGCUGCCUUACAAUCCGCAGGAGCUACGGGCGCGAUUGCCAGUGUGUUUGGUUUUGGUGCUACUGCGGCCACCGGAGUAGUCGCUUUCUUUGGCCUCCAUCAUGUCUUUGGAAGAAGAGGGGGUUGA